Molecule: messenger RNA, 2668 nt
Organism: Onychostoma macrolepis
Lineage: Eukaryota; Metazoa; Chordata; Actinopteri; Cypriniformes; Cyprinidae
Gene: pacc1
Product: proton activated chloride channel 1
Exons: 8
Coding region: 477-1532 (351 amino acids)
Source: RefSeq, a predicted model, not a curated record
AGGAUGAACGAAAACGAAAAAGAAAAAGGCAAUGCUUGAAGGUGAACGACAACAGUUCAUUCGUUCACUUAACACCUUACUCUGCGUAAAAGCUUUUCCCAGCACUGUUCUGAAAAUAACUUGUUUUUCUUUCUUUAUACAAGAAAGCGCUGUCCUCUCAUUACAGAAGAUGAAGAUGAAUUGUUAUACGGCAGUGUGCUUUUAAUCAUAAGAGAAAACAUUUAUGGAAACCAAGUGUGAUAGAAAUUUGCAAAACAGAACCAAUGGAAGAUUUUGAGUAAAGUGAACCUCAUGAAGGAUAGUAUCCCAAGCCCUCCCCAAUCUAACAGCUGUGAUGUCACGCUUGGCAUGUUUUUGGCCAUUGGCUGUGCCUCACUCCAGCUCCUCGAGAGGAUCCGUAAGAAGUGAGCCUGGAUCCUGCUCCUGUAAGUUGAUGGCAAAGUUUAAAUGCCCCAAACAUUCGGAGGCGAAGCAGAAUGCUGAGGAGAGACGCAUCUCGAUCUUAUCAGGAGUUCAAUGGUGAGGACUGUGCUGGGCCACUUGGGUCUUACCAGAACAAUGAUGUUUCUGAAGUGGAGCAAGAUCAAGCCAGCUGUGACCCUUCACCAGAUGAGGACGUUGUGGACAACAAUCUAAUGCCCAUUGGUUUCAACAAAGCUUGUGUGAAGAAUGUUUUCACAGUCAUCCUCGUCCUCAUUUACUUGCUGCUCACUACGGUGGCUGUGUUCUUGGCCUACCAAACCAUUUCAGACUUCAUGGAGAAGCUCAACCAUCCAGUGAUGUCUGUUUCAUACAAAGAGGUUGAGGAGUUUGCUGCACCAGGAAUUGCUUUAUAUCCUGGGAAGGCACAGUUAUUAAGUUGCAUGCACCACUAUCACGACAACAUUCCACCUCUUGUUGCACCGGACAGACUAGAGGGAAGAAACUGUGUAAAAGAGGAUGUUAUUUACCACGGGCCGUAUUCUAACCAGACGCAAAAGCGAGCCAUAGUGGUCAGAGGACCGACUGACGUGAGGAACCGAGAACUUAUAUUCCUCCAGUUCAGCCGGAAUGAAACGGAAGAGGAUUUCAGUGCAAUCAGUUACAUGAUUUUUGCCAAAUUUAGCGACAUGCUUGAAAGCUCAGAUAAAGCUGCUUUUAUGAUGGACUGUGAAAGGAAUUACUCAAUGUGGACCUUCUCUGGAGGCUUUCGGACAUGGGUCAAAAUGUCUUUGGUCAAGACGUCAGGCAGAGGAAAUGAAUCGGUUGAAUUUAGACAGGAGUCCAAUGUGGUGAAGUAUAUCGAUAAGAGGCCUCCACAGGAGCAAGCCAAUGAGCUUUUCUUUGUUGUCUUCCAAUGGCGAGAUCCAUUUAUACAGCAAGUCAAAGAUAUAGUCACAGCAAACCCGUGGAACACCAUAGCCAUAUUGUGUGGCGUCUUCAUGGCUCUUUUUAAAGCCGCAGACUUUGCCAAACUCAGCAUUAAGUGGAUGAUCAAAAUUCGUAAAAGACACUUAAGCGCAAAAAUGAGAGAACUGACCCAAAUAAGCUAAAUCUUUUCCAAUUCAUUUUUAAAAAAAACUCAGUGUUGAACACUACAGCAUUUCGAAUUGUGAACAUCAAACACUUUCAGAGCAAAGAGUCUCUUACACUUUCAUGAGAAUUGUGCUGAUGUUGUACUGUACGUUUUGUUUUAACUGGACAAUAGAUUUUAAUUUGAUAUUGUAAAGUAAGUGCUCAUAGUGAAGACGAGUGAAUGCUGAGGCAUGUGUUCUGCAGUACAAGGGCAAAGUGUAUUCAUGUGGUUUUGACACUGAAAUAUUAACUAUUCAGACAUGUUCUCUGUGAGAUUAAGCUAGUUAAAAUGAUGACUAAGAAGGGAUUUCACUGAAACAAAAAAGGCUUUUAAUGACAGGGACCUUUGGUUAAGUUGCAUUGCCCACCGAUCAAUAAAUAACUACUGCAGGGCACACCGUGACAUAGAAAUGAUCUAAAGAUGGGGAUCUUGUCUUACUGCUGUUUUCUUUUUUGCUAUCAAUGUGAAUGAGAUAAGUUUUAUCAAUAUGACAUAUGUUGUAUAAGCCUAUACCAGUCGUAUUAAAUUAUUUCAUUGAUCUAAAAACGUUCUUAAUUAUUUAACCAUGCUUACAAAAAAGUUGAACUUGUAGGACUAUUUAAGUUUUUCUUAUGUCUGUUCUUAAGCACCAUUAUGGUGCUUUCUAAUGAUGAAAUUACGUUUUGUCGUUCCAUGUGAUGUAAAUAUAUCUCUUAGUUUUUUCCCCCUCAAGGACUAAACAAAUGUUAUGUUGUUUAAACUAUUGUUCUUAGUAUAUUUUAAGAUAUGUGGGGAAAUGCAUCAUCCCAGAUUUUACUGACACACAUGUUUUUUUUGUUUGUUUUUUAAAACCAAGUUACUUGAAUAUUCUUCAAGUGAACGCAUCUGAAUCAAGAAUGUUUAUGAGGGAUUAGAAAAUUAUGGGUUAGGCUGUCUUAAAUUCAAGUUAUGUCAUAAUUAUUUUGUGGAACUAAUUAAUAAUCCAACAAGAAUAUGUUUUUGCACUUUAAGUUUAUAAUAAUAAUCAAUACCAACUAAUACCAAAGAGAAGAACAUAGUUUUCUACUCAAGUUUUGCUGUUAGAGAUCGCUUUUGUUUUUCGUGACAACUCUUUAUUAAAAACCUCUAAAAGUC